Messenger RNA from Botrytis cinerea B05.10, 1206 nucleotides. RefSeq lists its product as hypothetical. The record is from RefSeq and is a predicted model, not a curated record. The transcript has a single exon. Lineage: Eukaryota; Fungi; Ascomycota; Leotiomycetes; Helotiales; Sclerotiniaceae. Bases 205 to 1002 code for a protein of 265 amino acids.
GAAUUUAAAACCAAGAUGGAUCCCAUUCAUUGAUCAAUACCUUUCUUCUCACUUCUUCAAACAUUUCAGAUUAUACAAAGGUUGUUGUUUCAUUCGACACAGACCACAGUAGGGCUGCAUAUUAAUUCGUCUAUCCAGUCACAGAAGUAGUUUAUCAUCAUCUAUCACUACUUUUAUUCAUCAAGCACUUCCACAAACGCAACUAUGUCUCCAACUGGAGUUGCCUUCCAAGCACAAGUCGACGCUCUUCUGAAUGAGUUGUCAGACUGUAUUGGAUUUUGCCAUCAGAUCCGAGAAACUCGUCGACUAGGUACCAAGCACGAGAAUUUCGACAAGCUUCAAGACACCCUCCUCCACUCACAUACCACCCUUUCCGUUCAAUAUGAUACCUUAAACCGAUGUUUCGGGCACCGGAUGGCUGUCGGCGAUGAAAUGUCCAUUCAACCAAUGAAAAAAUGUCUCCGGGCAGUAUCAUCUGAUAUCAAAAGAAAACUAUACGAGAUCGCCAAUAAGACCACACAAACCUCCGGCUCUAGACAACUUCCCGGUUUCGGUACUCUUCUCCAGCACUGGAAAAUCAUUGAGGAGGAUGCUUCCAACAUCAUAAUCAAACUUUCACAACGUUUAAUCAUUACGCCGCCUGCCUCAACUCCUAUCCCAGCUCCCACCGCAUCAUCGAAACAGGAACCAAAAGUCAGAUCGGAUCAACAAAUUGUUUCUAAAAGCGAUUUCAACUUCUUGGUGGAACAUAUGCAGAAAUCUUGGACGGAGAAUUGGAGCAACGAACAAUUGAUUUACACCAACUACUAUGAUCAGAAAAACAAAGUUUACGAAAAGCCCGACGGAUUCAUCAAAGCGGCACCUACAUCUUACAGACCUGCGAGGGCAGAAACUGUAUCUGGCUCAAGAACGAGGAACGAGGAAUUCAAUGAAAGAGAAAGGAGAGGCUAUGCAUCAGGGGGGGCGAAUAGGCCUCAAAGGGAAGAGUUCUGGAGACAAUGAGACGCGUAUUGUACAAGGAAAAAGGUGCGGUUUUCAGGCGUUGAUGAGAUAAGAAUUUUUGGCACGGAAUGAAUAUAUGGGUAUGGUCACGAUCAAGAUGGGAUGCUAUUUGGAGUUUGAUGCGGUACAAGGAGUUUUGGGAUCUCGGGACUACAGGACCAAGUCGUCAGCGUGCGUUUGAAAGGGAAUCUUGGAUGAUGAGCA